AUGAGUUUCAUCCAACGCAUUACGAAACGGCUGCCCAGCGCGCCGAGUCUGCCGUUGGAAGAUGCCCCAACCGAGAAAGGCCGCCUCCAUCCUAGAUUCGCCUUUUUCCGACGGAGGAUUCGCCUCAAGGGGAAUUCAUCUAUUUCUAUACCCCUGGGUCUUGUUUUACUAUUUCCAUGUCUUGUAAUUGUUCUUAUUCUGCUCCUCUUUGUCCGACACCCUGCCUCUCCCGGGGGGAUCCUAAUUCCAGCGGGCACUCCGCCUUCUAUUCGAAAAAUCAGCGAAAAGCACGAUAAAGUCUUUGCUACGGGCUGUAUGCCCAUCGAACCCGAGCAAAUCGCAAAGGCUCCUCGCGCCAAUGCCGCCUUCGUCGUCCUUGCUCGAAAUAAGGAGUUGGAAGGCGUGAUCCAGUCACUCAAGUCGAUUGAGAGACACUUCAACCGGUGGUGGCACUACCCCUAUGUUUUCCUCAACGAUGGUGACUUUGACGAGGAAUUCAAGGCAACGGUCAAGAACUACACCAGCGCGGACGUUGAAUUCGGCAAAAUUGACAACACCAUGUGGGGCUUCCCUGAUUGGGUGGACCAUGAUGUUGCCAAGGAGGGCAUCAGGAAGCAGGGUGAUGCCGCCAUCAUGUACGGUGGAAUGGAAAGCUAUCACCACAUGUGUCGAUUCUACUCGGGACACUUCUACAAGCACCCUCUCCUCAUGAAGUACGAGUGGUACUGGCGUUUGGAGCCCGAGAUCAAGUACUUCUGCGACAUCACUUAUGACCCAUUCCUCAAGAUGGCCGAGGCAAACAAGACCUACGGCUUCACAAUUGCAGUGAAAGAGCUUCGCGAGACUGUCCCCAACAUCUUCCGGUACGCGGCCGCUUACAAGCGCAAGAAUAACCUCAAGUCCAAGGGUCUGUGGGAGAUGUUCCUAGAACAGCCAGCGCAACCAGAAACUCCUCCCGAGGAAAAGAAGGAUAAAUUGCCGGAUGAAAUCCUGCAGACCGACCCCGGUGACAACAAUCUGAAGGACGUGGACCCAGAGGCCAUGGAAGGCGAGAGCUACAACAUGUGUCAUUUCUGGAGUAAUUUCGAGAUUGCCCGUCUGGAUUGGUUCCGCAGCAAGGAGUAUGAGGACUUCUUCACUAUGAUGGACAGAAGUGGAGGAUUUUGGAAUGAACGAUGGGGUGAUGCUCCUAUUCACUCUCUCGCCGCCGGUGCACUCCUCGCGCCUAGUGAUAUUCAUUAUUUCCGUGACUUCGGCUACCGGCACACUACCAUCCAGCAUUGCCCAGCCAACGCUCCGGCCCGCCAACUCACUCGUAUCCCUUACCUUGAGAAGACCACCGAUGACGAGAAGAAACGGAUUGAGGAAGACGAGUACUGGGCGAACCCUGAUCCAGUCAAGGAAAACGGUGUCGGUUGCCGAUGCCGCUGCGACACUGACAUUGUCGAUGUCGAGGGCAAGCAAGGCAGCUGUCUCCCCGAAUGGGUGGAAGUGGCUGGUGGCUGGGCCUCGCCAUAG
Penicillium coprophilum is the source of this 1518-nucleotide messenger RNA. RefSeq names its product glycosyltransferase family 15 protein. Gene Ontology annotation, molecular function: alpha-1,2-mannosyltransferase activity. Gene Ontology annotation, biological process: cell wall mannoprotein biosynthetic process; protein N-linked glycosylation. The transcript has 5 exons. Lineage: Eukaryota; Fungi; Ascomycota; Eurotiomycetes; Eurotiales; Aspergillaceae. The coding region runs from base 1 to 1518 and encodes 505 amino acids. The record is from RefSeq and is a predicted model, not a curated record. Gene Ontology annotation, cellular component: membrane; Golgi apparatus.